GAAUUGUCUUUAUUCCAGGAACAUCCCAAUUAACAGCCAAAGACAUCUUAUACCGACUCCAGGCUUCGAAGGCCAAGUGUAUCAUUACCAAUGAUACACUGGCACCUGCAGUGGAAUCUGUCAUGCCUGACUGCCAGUUUCUGAAAAGCAAACUAAUUGUAGCCAAAGGGAGCAGAGAUGGGUGGCUGAACCUCAAAGAACUCUUUGCGGUGACAUCUGCUGACCAUAAAUGUGUCAAGACAAGGAGUCAAGACCCAAUGCUGAUCUAUUUUACUAGUGGAAGUACAGGCUCUCCAAAAAUGGUGGUGCAGUCCCACAGCAGUUAUGGCAUCGGAUUUGCAACCAGUGGCAGGUACUGGAUGAACUUGACUUCUUCAGAUAUAAUGUGGAAUACCUCUGAUACUGGUUGGGUAAAGUCAGCUUGGAGCAGCGUUUUUGCACCAUGGAUCUGUGGAUCAUGUGUCUUUGUACACAAUAUGCCACAGUUUAACCCAGCCAUUAUUGCAGAGACUCUCUCAAGAUACCUCAUCACUGCCUUUUGCAGUGCUCCCACUGCCUACCGCAUGCUGGUCCGACAUGAUUUGAGCAGCUACAAGUUCAUGAGUCUGAAACACUGUCUAUCUGGAGGGGAACCGCUCAAUCCUGAAGUGAUGGCAAAGUGGAAAAUCCAGACAGGGCUGGAUAUCUAUGAAGGUUAUGGCCAGACUGAGACAGUGACAAUAUGUGCCAACAUGAAGGGAAUGGAAAUUAAACCUGGCUCUUUGGGAAAAGCUGUUCCCCCUUAUGAUGUGCAGAUCAUAGAUGACCAUGGGGCUAUUCUGCCUGCAGGAAAAGAAGGCAACAUUGCUGUCCGAGUUCAACCGACACGACCAUUCUGUCUGUUCUCCGAGUACUUUGAUAAUCCAGAGAAAACUGCUGCCUCUCUGUGUGGAAAUUUUUAUGUCACUGGGGACAGAGGGAUUAUGGAUGAAGAAGGAUAUGUCUGGUUUGUUGGAAGAGCUGACGAUAUAAUUAAUUCUUCUGGGUAUCGUAUUGGCCCAUUUGAAGUUGAAAGUGCAUUAAUACAACACCCUGCAGUCUCAGAGUCAGCUGUUGUCAGCAGUCCUGAUCCAAUUCGAGGGGAGGUAGUCAAAGCCUUCAUUGUUUUAGCUCCUGCUUUUGUAUCACACUGUCCAGAAAAAUUAACUCAUGAGCUUCAGGAACAUGUCAAGAAGGUGACUGCACCUUACAAGUAUCCAAGGAAGGUGGAGUUUGUUCAGGAUCUGCCAAAGACGGCUACUGGGAAAAUCCAGAGAAAGGUUUUAAGGAACAAAGAGUGGGGAAGAGUAUAA
Fulmarus glacialis (Northern fulmar) is the source of this 1331-nucleotide messenger RNA. RefSeq names its product acyl-coenzyme A synthetase ACSM4, mitochondrial-like. Gene Ontology annotation, cellular component: mitochondrial matrix. NCBI's taxonomy places the organism in Eukaryota, Metazoa, Chordata, Aves, Procellariiformes, Procellariidae. The annotation marks the transcript as partial. The transcript has 11 exons. Gene Ontology annotation, biological process: acyl-CoA metabolic process; fatty acid biosynthetic process. Gene Ontology annotation, molecular function: fatty acid ligase activity; fatty-acyl-CoA synthase activity. The record is from RefSeq and is a predicted model, not a curated record.